Messenger RNA from Momordica charantia (bitter melon), 2283 nucleotides. RefSeq names its product Lysyl-tRNA synthetase, class II (gene OVA5). The record is from RefSeq and is a predicted model, not a curated record. Gene Ontology annotation, molecular function: ATP binding; tRNA binding; lysine-tRNA ligase activity. Lineage: Eukaryota; Viridiplantae; Streptophyta; Magnoliopsida; Cucurbitales; Cucurbitaceae. Gene Ontology annotation, biological process: lysyl-tRNA aminoacylation. Gene Ontology annotation, cellular component: cytosol; mitochondrion; cytoplasm.
AGGGCUAAUUUGAGUGUGUUUCCUUUGACACCCAGGAAGAGGAAGUGAGAGGUGCAAGACGAGUCAGGCUAAUGGAAGCGUUGAAGCUCUAUGGAACAAUAUGGUCCCAGCCAUUGUUGAAGCACCUCAUUCGCUUAGCUUCUUCCUCUUCCACAAUCACCGCUCUCACUCCCAAAACUUAUUGUUCUACCCUUUUCCUUCGCCGCUGUUCUUCCACCGCAAUCUCCACUGGUGGAGACGGAAAGGUUAAGCUCUCCGGACGCAACCGUCGUUCUUCAUCCUCCAAUGCAUCGUCCCCAUCUUCUACGUCUGAUCGGGAGGCGGUUCGUGCAAUCCGCUUAAAGAAGGUUGAAGAAUUGAGGAGCAGAGGCUUGGAACCUUAUGCGUAUGAGUGGGACAGGUCACAUACUGCUGCUCAGCUUCAAGAGUUAUAUAAACAUCUAGGCAAUGGUGAAGAGUCUAAUAGCGACACUGACUGCGUGUCAAUAGCUGGAAGAAUUGUGGCUCGCAGAGCGUUUGGAAAACUUGCAUUUCUGACAUUAAGAGAUGAUUCCGGUACAAUUCAGCUUUACUGUGAGAAGGAAAGGCUCAUAAACGAUCAGUUUGAUCAGCUAAAAAAUAUUGUUGAUAUUGGUGAUAUUCUUGGUGCUCGAGGUUCAAUUAAGCGAACUGAGAAAGGGGAACUUUCUGUUUGUGUGAAUUCUUUUGCAAUCCUGACGAAGUCAUUACUUCCACUUCCUGACAAAUAUCAUGGUUUAACUGAUGUUGAUAAGCGCUACCGCCAACGAUACAUAGAUAUGAUUGCAAAUCCCGAAGUAGCAGAUACAUUCCGGAAAAGAGCAAAGAUAAUAUCAGAGAUCCGGAAGACUGUGGAAUCAUUAGGUUUUGUCGAAGUCGAGACUCCAGUCCUACAGGGAGCAGCUGGGGGAGCAGAAGCAAGGCCUUUUGUUACAUACCACAAUUCCCUUGGGAGGGAUCUGUAUUUAAGAAUAGCUACUGAGCUCCACUUGAAGAGAAUGCUAGUUGGUGGUUUUGAGAAAGUAUAUGAAAUUGGACGCAUAUUCAGAAAUGAAGGAAUUUCAACUCGUCAUAAUCCUGAAUUUACUUCUAUUGAGAUAUAUGAAGCAUAUUCAGAUUAUCAGAGUAUGAUGAACAUGGCUGAAGAAAUUGUUACUCGUUGUGCUUUUGCCAUUCAUGGGAAACUUUCUAUUGAUUACCAGGGAGUUGAAAUAUGCCUGGAAAGGCCUUGGAGGAGAGAAACAAUGCACAACCUUGUCAAAGAAACCACUGGGAUUGAUUUAAAUGAGUUUAGAAAUGACCUUAAAGUUGCCAAAGAAGUUGCUUUGAAGACCAUUGGGGAUACACUUGAUAAUAAGGACAAAACUUCUAUUGGAGCUAGCCAAUCAAUUGGGCACCUUCUGUCUGAGAUUUUUGAGCUUAUUGUAGAACCGAAGCUCCUUCAACCCACAUUUGUUCUGGAUUAUCCGGUUGAGAUAUCUCCUCUGGCUAAACCUCAUAGAAGACAUGCAGGGUUGACAGAAAGGUUCGAACUUUUCAUUUGUGGUCGUGAGCUGGCCAAUGCAUUUUCUGAAUUGACCGAUCCUAUUGAUCAGAGAGGACGAUUUGAAGAGCAGAUUAGGCAACACAAUGAGAAGCGUGAUGCAGCUGUUUCUGGACCAGACUCCGUAGGUGGCAAUCACAAAAAAGACGAGGAUAACUCUUAUGAAGUGACACUUGAUGAUGACUUUCUUACAGCUCUGGAGUAUGGAAUGCCACCUGCUUCGGGACUGGGGAUUGGAAUUGACAGAUUAGUAAUGCUUCUGACAAAUUCUGCAAGCAUUCGAGAUGUAAUUGCUUUUCCAGUGCUUAAAAUUCAGCAGUAAUGUCAGGACAAGUGGCCUGGGAGAGUCUCAAUGUCUGUACCUAAAUUCCAAGUUUUGUUGGCUAGCAGGAGCAGUUAUUAAAAGGCCUUUCAAGUUUAUGCAUCUGGCUGUGCUACUUGAGGCCUGCCGUCCAGUUCUAUUAGUUAUUUAUUGUUGUAAAAUUUCCCUUUAGGUUCUUUAAUGUAUCGUUAUGACAAGGGCGUUAAGCAUGGAUUGAAUUGAGAUUAGAAAUAACAGAACUGAUGUAGGAAUAAAUUCUUGUUAUUUAAAAGCUCUAGAUGAUUGGGGGUGGACGAAUUGGACUUCAACGAGGACUGCUACAUCUGAUUGACAAUAUCUUUCUGGAACUUAUUGCAUGUAACCUAGUCAGAAUUUACUUAUUUUUAAUUGUUGGAUUGAA